Molecule: messenger RNA, 2979 nt
Organism: Thunnus maccoyii (southern bluefin tuna)
Lineage: Eukaryota; Metazoa; Chordata; Actinopteri; Scombriformes; Scombridae
Product: P2Y purinoceptor 6-like
Exons: 2
Coding region: 71-1456 (461 amino acids)
Biological process (GO): G protein-coupled receptor signaling pathway
Cellular component (GO): membrane
Molecular function (GO): G protein-coupled receptor activity; oxysterol binding
Source: RefSeq, a predicted model, not a curated record
GGAGCUGAGAUGAUGACAGAGGAACCUGAACUGAUCCAGCUCUGCCAGAAAUAACCUGCAGAGGUUCAUUAUGGGAUUGAGCCAAGCCUCUAACGUCACUCCAGACAUCAGUUUGGCAGUGGCAGCGGUGGCGAACAACCAUGCCAACACCACUGGCACCUUGCCCACCUCGUCCCUCCCUCCUUCAUCCUGCAGCAUUGAUGAAUCCUACAAGUACGUCUUCCUGCCUGUCUGCUACUCGCUCACCUUCCUCUUCAGCCUCACCCUUAACUCCGUGGUGCUGCUGCGUUCCUGUUGCCACCAUGGAGGUUGCUGCGGUGGUGGCGGCAGCAGGCGACGCUGGAACACCUCACUGAUCUACAUGGUGAACCUGGCCACCACCGACCUGAUGUACGGCCUGUCGUUGCCCUUCCUGGUGGCGAGCUACAUGCUGAGAGACCACUGGGUGUUCGGAGACUUCAUGUGCCGCCUCGUCCGGUUCCUCUUCUACUUCAACCUCUACUGUUCCAUCUUCUUCCUCACCUGCAUCUCUGUGCACAGGUACCUGGGUAUCUGCCAUCCGAUGAGGACCAUCACUCUGGAGAGCAAGCGGGUAGUGAAGGGGACCUGUGCGUUGGUAUGGGUGGUUGUCUUCAUCCUGACCUGCCCCAUCUUCAGGUUUGCGCAGACAGGUUAUGUCCAGCGAGGAGGCGCCAGGGUUGGUGGGCCUGGAGGUGCGAGGGACGGUGGGAACAGGACUGGAUUUCAGGGGGAGGACGGGGAGGGGUACAUGAACUGCUGGGACGACGCCAUUGAUAAUGAGUUUGCUGUCUACGUCCCAUACGGCAUCGUCCUCCACCUGCUGGGCUUCUUUGUGCCGUUUGUCAUCAUAGCCUGGUGCUACUCGCAGGUGGUCAGGACAAUAUUUCAGACCCUGCGCUCCCCGCCUAGUUCGAUAGAGGGCGGUGAGGAUGGUCCAGUGGGAGAUGGGACGCCAGAAGGAGUUAGAGGGCGAGAGAGAACCUCGGUCUCCAUCUCUGGCUCGCAGUACUCACACUACAUCCGGCGGCGGCGGAAAUCCAUCAAAACCAUUGUAACCAUCACGCUGCUGUUUGCGCUCUGCUUCCUGCCCUUCCACGUGACCCGGACAGUGUUCCUGCUCCUGCGGCGAGGGCAGCUUGGCGGCUGCAAUGCCAUGAAGACUGUCUCCAUCUGCUACAAGGUCACCCGGCCGCUGGCCUCCUGCAACGCUUGGCUCAAUGCCCUCCUCUACUUCCUGACAGGGGAUAAGGGCGCCCCCUGCUGCUGGCAGGUAGAGCCCACCGUCCGCAGAGACCGCCGGAGUGGCUCCCUCUGGUGGCCGCUGAAGAUCCUGAAGAAGGACGGAGUCGGAGAGGACGACCAAGAGGCAGCCGAGAAGAUUGAAAGGGAGGUGCACAUGGAGAACGAGUCCAAGUCUUCAAGGGUCAUCUUCUAAGGACGCUUCAGUGCUGAUUUCUUUAUAAAAGACUUAAAACAGCACAAAAUGCACCUGGAAAAAAUCCAGUAGCAGUAGUGUCGGGUAUUGUUUGGUUUUCUCAAUACUUGUGCCGAUACGAUGCCUGACUUUUGUUACUGAUACCAAAACAAUACUUGAUAAAUGUCUAAACACAAGCUGCCGUACAAGAACUUCUCCCUGUCUAAAUAAAAUUAAUCUUAACUCUAAAAUUGGCAAAACUAUCUGAUCGCAGAAAAGUGAACAUUUUGAAUCUGAGUGGACAUUCAAGGCCAGAUUUUGGUCCUUGAUCAGUACUGAAAAAAGGAUUGAAUACUCAGCACUACUGUUUAGAUGUUUGACUCAAGUCAAGUAAUGUCAGUAUGAAUCAUCUCUUUGUCUUAAUUUAGUAAUUUGUACCCUUAAAUUACUCCCUUUGUGUCAUCUGAAUACUAAAUUGUGCCCUCGACUGAAUUAAUUUCUUGAAAUUAAACUUAAUUUGUCCUCUCAACACUCACAUUAUGGACCACUUGGAUUUAAUGCAAUUUAAUUUUGAUCUUGGCCCAAGGGCCAUGGAUAUACUUUUAGUUUUGGCUUUUAAAGAGACAAACUGUGUGCCAAAUCCAGACUACUACACACUAAUUCUAGGCAAGUUUUGACUGUGUUCACACAGAAAAACGACUAAAUGACCAAGUUGAAAGUGACUGAGUCUGAGAAUAUGAAAAGUAGCUGGAGAAUUUUAAAUAAGCUGUGUGGUGGUGAAACAAAGCUUCACAAACAUAAAAACAUAAAAAUAAGUAUUAAAUCUUACAUUUAAAGUAACAUUUUGUUUUCUCUCUGAGAAGUUAAAUUGGCUGUGACAUUUCAAAGUUUGACGUCACACGUAUUGUAUCAUAUCCUGUCAGUAUACAAUGGUAAAGUAUGAUGAUUUUUUAAUAUAUACUAACUGCUUAAAAACACAAUGACGGCUAAUAUGUAGUACAUACUAGAGCGCAAUGAUUAGUCGAUUAUUUGAUAAGUCAGUCCACAGAUGUUUAAUCUGCAACCAUUUUGAUACUCGAUUAAUUGUUUUAAUUACUCUUCAAGCAAACGCCAAAUAUUUUACUGGUCGCAGCUUCUCACAUGUGAUGAUUUGCUGCUGUUUUCCGUCACAUCUGAUAGUAAACUGAAUAUCUUUGGACUGUUGAUCCGGUACAACAAGCAAUUUGAAGACAUCACAUUGAGCUGUGGGAAGUGAUAACGGACAUUUUUCACUGUUAUCUGACAUUUAUUCAAAGGAUUCAUCGCUUAGUUAAGAAAAUCUGCAGAUUAACCAAUAAUGAAAAGAAUACAUGCUGUUAUAAAUUAGUAUGUAGUAUGGAUUUGGGACAAGUUGAAUGUUGGUUGAAAAACAAUUCUUUAUCUUAAUCUUUAUGAUCAAUUAAUCUGUCAAUUUUUUUUUUGAUUAUAUGCUUAAUCUGUCAGUGUAUAAAAUGCCAAAAAACUAGUGGAAAAUGUUUCAAAAUGUCUUAUUUUGUCCAAACCAA